UGUUUAGUGUAUAUAGUAAACUCAGGAUACGUUUUAACCUACAAAAUACCAUUUAAUUUCUCUUUAGAAAGAUUGAGGGAGAAAGUUGAACAUAGAACUUGAACAAUAUUUGUCUGAAACGAACGUUUGUGUGAAUGUAAAAAGUUUAAGAGAGAGUAUUCAUCCUCUGCUCUUUAACAGCUGCUAGAAUAGAAAGCUCUGGGAAAUGUGAGAAACCUUUGAAGAAAAAAACUGAAAUUUAUUCAGUAUACUGUUGGAUUCCUGGUUCCACGCACUAUACUUAUAUUGAUAGUGACUAGCAUGGCGUUUGAAAGUUUAAGUAAUACUGAUUAUGCUGUGGUGGCCGGAUACUUCAUGCUUUGCCUGGGGAUUGGGGUUUGGUCCAUGUUCCGGCCUAAUAGGGAUACAAUAGAGGGGUAUUUUCUAGCAGGAAAAUAUAUGUUCUGGCUUCCGGUCGGAGCAUCCCUGUUUGCCAGCAACAUUGGAAGUGAGCAUUUUAUAGGGUUGGCGGGGUCCGGAGCUGCUUCAGGCUUAGCUACAGCUGCUUUUGAAUACAAUUCUCUGAUUCUACUUCAACUGCUGGGUUUCGUUUUUCUUCCCGUGUUCAUCGCGAGCAAAGUCCGUACUGUACCAGAGUUUAUGGUAAAGAGGUUUGGAGGAUCACGCAUAUCAACAUAUUUAGCUGUCAUCUCAAUGAUACUAUACAUUUUCACAAAAAUAUCGGUUGAUUUGUACUCUGGUGCGCUUUUUAUCCAGCAAGCUUUGAAUUGGAAUCUCUACUACAGUAUUAUGGCUCUUCUGGGUUUAACGUGCUUGUGUACUCUUGGUGGAGGGUUAGCAGCAGUUAUAUACAUUGAUGUUAUCCAAGUCCUUAUUAUGCUCGGAGGGUCAUCAGUUCUACUUUACAAAGGAUUAGAAGCAGUGGGAGGAUGGGAGGAACUCCAGAGAAAAUAUUUGACAUCAGCUCCAAAUAUUACCUACUGGUCAGCCAGUAAUACUUCUGUUUGUGGACUUAGUAGACCAGACUCAUGGACCAUACUAAGAGAACCGUAUGAAUCUGAUAUGCCUUGGCCUGGUUUCAUACUCGGACAAACUCCAACAUCUGUAUGGUACUGGUGUGCUGAUCAGAUGAUGGUACAGAAAGCACUGUCUGCUAAAUCUCUCUCUGAUGCUCAGGGAGCAACAAUAUUCACAGGAUGGAUAAAGAUUCUUCCAAUGUUUCUCAUUGUUGUUCCAGGGAUGAUUAGCAAGGUCCUUUACCCAGACACGGUUGGAUGCGUAGACCCAGAGAUAUGUCAGGCAGUUUGUGGAAACCCAGUCUCCUGUUCAAAUACAGCAUAUCCUGCUCUUGUUCUUGGAAUUAUGCCGGAAGGUUUACGAGGAAUGAUGAUUGCUGUAAUGUUGGCAGCUUUGAUGUCAGAUCUUACAUCAAUUUUCAAUUCAGCGAGUACACUGUUCACCAUAGAUGUUUACAAACAGUUCAGGAAAUCUGCCGGUAUUCCUGAGUUGCUGUUGGUUGGAAGAUGCUUUAUACUGCUGAUGGUGUGUAUAUCAAUUGGUUGGAUUCCUAUUAUACAAGAAAUGCAAGGAGGACAGCUCUAUAUAUAUAUACAGUCUGUAGCUGCCUACCUCUCUCCUCCAAUAGCUAUUGUCUACUGCUUGGCGAUAUUCUGGGAUCGAACUAAUGAACCGGGGGCAUUCUGGGGGCUAAUGUACGGAUUGGUGGUUGGAUUAGUUCGGAUGAUUCUAGAUUUCUCGUUCAAGGAGCCUAACUGUAUGGAACAGGAUAACAGACCUUCUAUUGUUAGUAAGGUUCAUUACAUGUACUUUGCAGCUGGUCUGUUCAUCUCUACUGCCAUUGUUACAGUUGCUGUCAGUCUAGCUACUCCUCCUUGUCCAGCUAAUAUGUUGAUCCGAACAACCUUCAAGACAAGAAAGAGUAAAGAGGUUAGGGAGGAUGAGGAUGAGGAUGAAGAUAAAAAGAUGACUGAAGAGGAUGACGAGGGUAUAAGGUUAAAAAUGUUAAAAGACCCUUUGGAUUGUGACAAUGAUGAUGAAGCUGAUGAUGAAAAUGAUGUGAGGAUUGAGGAGGGGGUGGGGCAGAAGCUACUGGACUGGCUGAGGGGAGUGGAAAGAAAGGAUGGAGAGAAACAUCAUCAGAACUUGAAAUCUCAUAUUGAGGAACUUGCACAUUUACCUCAGACCAUAUUACAAAAGAGUAUAUUGUACUGCAACCUGGUGAUAAUAGUUGGUAUAGCUUUUUUCUUCUACAUCUACUUCUCCAUAAACCCGUUUAACGAGGCCGAGCUCCAGGUGUUCAAGGAGAUCGCCCUCAACAGCACCAGCACUAGCGUAUACAGUAGUCCCAGGAUACUAUGAUGUUCUGAGUCUGGAAGUUAAUACAUAAACAUGAAAGUAUCAGAAAUUAUGUUUUAUUUUUGUUAUGUUAAAUGGAGUUUUUAAGUAACCUUUAAGUUUUGUUCGAUCCACAGCGGUACUUAGAUCUGUAAACCUUUAACUUUAUAUGUGGAAGAUAUCGUUGUUUUUCUAGCAAAAUGCCGCAAUUGAAAAUUACCUUAUUUUAAAGAUGAAAGAUGGAAAUCUAACGCAUUUUUGAUUAGACACUUUUAAAAGUACCGUGUGAAUGGUACAUGACACCCUAUGAAUGGAAAGCCACUUUCAUAUACACUGUACAAUACCUUUACGAUUAAUUUUAGUAGAAAUCAUUGUUAAUUACUAUAGUGUUGUGUUUAGCAGACUGAUUUCAAUGUGUAUGCAAUAUAAAUAACAAAAUAA
Eurytemora carolleeae is the source of this 2796-nucleotide messenger RNA. Its product is annotated as sodium/myo-inositol cotransporter. Gene Ontology annotation, biological process: transmembrane transport. NCBI's taxonomy places the organism in Eukaryota, Metazoa, Arthropoda, Copepoda, Calanoida, Temoridae. The coding region runs from base 301 to 2379 and encodes 692 amino acids. Gene Ontology annotation, molecular function: D-glucose:sodium symporter activity. Gene Ontology annotation, cellular component: plasma membrane. The transcript is spliced from 27 exons. The record is from RefSeq and is a predicted model, not a curated record.